AUGAAAGAAGCUCAGGAGACCAUCCCUCACUUGUUUAGAUGUCCAAUAAGUUUGGAUUUGUUGAAAGAUCCUGUGACCCUUUGCACAGGACACACUUAUGAAAGAUCCAGCAUUCAGAAAUGGUUGGCCUCUGGCAAUCUCACAUGUCCUGUAACAAUGCAGAGGCUGCAUGACCCUUCUUUUGUUCCUAACAACACUCUUCGCCAUUUGAUUACUCAGUGGCUGCAGAUGAGUGACCAAAUCAACCCUCACUGCGUUUCUGCUAUUGAUUCUAUGUCUGCUUUGAGAAGCAAACUUGAAUCUGAUGAGUUUUCUUUUGGAUACAAGAUUCAAGUUCUCCAAAGAGUGAAGAUUUUAUACGAGGAGUCCCCUUGUAAUUCUUGUUUGAUCCAAUUUGGGUUCUUGUCAGUGCUCUUGGAGUUGGUUUUUGGUCAAACAGAAGCUAAACUAUCUCAAGAGUAUCAGGAAUUUGUAGAGCAAGCCCUUGGUUUUGUGGUUACUGUGGUCUCUCUUGAUCAGAUACAGUCCCUAAAUGUGUUAAUGGAGGAGUCUAAACUAUCAAGGUUCUUGGUUUUGUUCAGCCAUGGCACUGCCAUGGUCAAGAUCAGUUUGUGUCAUCUGGUUGAGGCAAUUUCAUCUUCAGUUCAGGCUAAAGAUCUAAGUGCUUUGCUAGGAAGCAGCACCGAGCUUUUGCACGAAAUCGUGCAACUUCUACAUCAUAAUUCAGAGGCCUCCGAUGCAGCAACCAAGGCCAUAUGGUCACUAAGUAAAUUGGAACAAAACAUAGACAAUUUGGUUGCAGAAGGUGCGGUUAGUGGGCUUAUUACAUACAUUCUCAACGCACAACAACGAGAAAGAAGCUCUAUACGAGUGGGAAUGGCAGCAAUUGAGAAACUUUUGGUGAUAAGAAGAGCAAAAGAGGAAGUGAUGAAUAAUCCAAACGGGGUAAACGCUAUUGUGAAGAUGGUUUUUAGAGUGUCAGAUCAUGGAGGUAGUGAAAGUGCUGUUAGUUCACUUAUAAGUUUAUGUUAUGAUUCAGUAGAAGCAAGGGAAGAGGCCAUUAAAGAUGGAGUUUUGAGUCAAUUGCUUCUGCUUCUGCAAAGUCAGUGCAGUGCAAUGACCAAAACAAAGGCAAGAGUCCUGCUUAAGCUUCUUAGAUCCAAAUGGGUUGAGGACAAAAGAAAACUAUAA
This is a messenger RNA of Cucurbita pepo subsp. pepo (vegetable marrow), 1191 nucleotides long. Its product is annotated as U-box domain-containing protein 26-like. Gene Ontology annotation, molecular function: ubiquitin protein ligase activity. Gene Ontology annotation, biological process: protein ubiquitination. The record is from RefSeq and is a predicted model, not a curated record. NCBI's taxonomy places the organism in Eukaryota, Viridiplantae, Streptophyta, Magnoliopsida, Cucurbitales, Cucurbitaceae.